Zingiber officinale is the source of this 1920-nucleotide messenger RNA. Its product is annotated as ABSCISIC ACID-INSENSITIVE 5-like protein 2. NCBI's taxonomy places the organism in Eukaryota, Viridiplantae, Streptophyta, Magnoliopsida, Zingiberales, Zingiberaceae. The transcript is spliced from 4 exons. Gene Ontology annotation, biological process: positive regulation of DNA-templated transcription. Gene Ontology annotation, cellular component: nucleus. Gene Ontology annotation, molecular function: DNA-binding transcription factor activity. The record is from RefSeq and is a predicted model, not a curated record. The coding region runs from base 418 to 1365 and encodes 315 amino acids.
UUUUUUUUCGAAAUAGAAGCUACAGCAAGAACAACUGAACCAACCCUCGCUCUCUCUCUCUCUCUCUCGCGAAGAUCUCGCAACUCUCUCGCUCCGCCAUCGCCAUUCCGAUCUGUCCACUGAAUUCGUAUCGGGACAGCCAGCCGACGGGGAGAUUUCUGAGAGUUCAAUGUGAAAGGUGGCCUUCGCCCUGCUCGCUUUUCAAAUGGAGACGAUUCUGAGACGAAUAGGUAGGUGAAUUUCUCGUUCAAGUGAAAAUAAUAAAGCAGCAAUAAGAAGGGUUGGAAUUCUUUUGCUGUGUUCCUGAGUUCUUUACUCCUUUGUUUUAUUACUGCUCAAGUACUUGCUUGUGGGUUUUUAGCCUAAGGAUUUGGUCACCGAUAUCUCUUGCUGAAGAAUCUAGUGAAUGGGAAUACAAUGGCAACAGAGAGAGAUGGGGGCAAUGGUUGCCAGCGUUCCCAGAUACAGAGCUUGUCUAGGCAAGGAUCACUUUAUAAUUUGACUCUCAAUGAAGUCCAGAACCACAUAGGGGAACCUCUUCUUAGCAUGAACCUUGAUGACCUCCUCAAGACUGUGUUCCCGAGUGAGGGUAAUCAGUUAUGCGCUGCAGAGGUUGAUAUGCCAGCUGAUCGGCAUGCCUCCAGUUCUGGUCUCCGUCGUCAGGGUAGCAUGACCAUGCCAUGGGAGUUGAGCAAAAAGACAGUAGAUGAAGUGUGGAGAGACAUUCAGCAGGAGCAGAACCAGAAGAAAGUUGAGAUCCAGAGAUUAGGUCAUGAGAAGCAGCCAACACUCGGAGAAAUGACGCUAGAGGAUUUUCUAGUAAAGGCUGGUGUGGUUGUUGGUGCACUUGACAAAGAUGGGCAUGAAUUGAUUGGGGAUGUAGAUCCAGUGGGGAAUAUUGAUCCAUUGCAGGGAACACAGAAUUUUACACAAGGAACAGGUUGGUUGCAGCAAUUUCAACAGAUGGCUGCUAUGGAUACACAGAUGCACGGGCAACAAAGCAUUAUGGGCACUUACAUAUCAAACAUACCACAUCAUCAAAUUAGUCCUGGAACUAUGUUUGAGGCAGUGUUCUCUGAGGGUCAGGUAGAUAUAGCUUCACCAACACUAGGUGUGUUUUCUGAUCCUCAAACACCAGGUAGGAAACGUGGUGCUUCCGAGGACAUGGUGGACAAAUUUGCUGAAAGGCGACAGAAAAGGAUGAUCAAAAACCGUGAGUCUGCAGCACGUUCAAGAGCAAGGAAACAGGCAUACACCAAUGAGCUGGAAAACAAAGUUUCUCGCCUAGAAGAAGAGAAUGAGAGGUUAAAGAAACAGAAGGUAUGCAUCAUCUGCUAUUCUGUUAUUCGCAGCACAGUUAGCUAGAGAUGGAAGAAAUUGAAUGUUCUUCUGAAUUUUAUUGUGAUACCACCUAUACAAGAUCAUCAAACUUCAAAGAUAUUUGUUGUGAAUAACAUCAGCAUGGAUCUUGGAUCUUGUGGAUAUCUGUUGCAAGUUUGAUAGAAUUAACGGGAAAGAUAACAUCCAUUCGCCAAUCUUAAAUAUUUGAUUUUACAUUUUUCAAAUUUUCAAUUUGUUGCAGGAGUUGGACAAGUUGGUGUUCUCCGCACCUCUUCCAGAACCGCGGUAUCAGCUUCGUCGAACGAGCUCUGCACCUCUUUGACUCACUUGUACAGUAGAUGGUCAUGCAGACAUUGUAGCUCUAAAGUUUGGAGGCAACCCUAGGUAUUGUUCUAGCCCUUUUUUUUUUUUUUAUUCUGUAAAGGCUCUGUUCAAUUGUUAAUGUGCUUGGAGUGAGCCUUUUUUAUAAGUUAAUUUGUAAAUAUCGAAACUUAGGGAUCUUGCGUCUUCAGUUUUGUCCAUUGCCAUAUAUGUAACUAAAUCUCUGAACUUAGUAACGUAAAAUGUGAGGUCUUUGUA